UUUACUUGGGGACACGCUGCAUCAUGAUGGAGAGAGUGCUGUUAUUGUUGGGAUUAGUGGUUCUGCACACUUCAUACACUAUACCAAUUUCCCCUGAAGUACACGAGGUGUAUGAGAAUGGAGAAGAUGAGAAUCCUAUCUUAAACUUGGGAUCAGAUGCCAACCUGUUUGAAGGGGACAUUUUAAUUCCCAAAGGGAGGAAUGCCCUCAUUGACCGAAGAUACAGAUGGAAAUUUCCGAUCCCUUACAUUCUUGGUGAUGAUUUGGAUCUGAAUGCCAAAGGCUGCGUCCACCAGGCAUUUGAAAUGUACAGGCUCAAGUCUUGCGUUGACUUCAAGCCUUAUGAGGGAGAGAAGACCUACAUCAAGUUUGAAAAGAGAGGAGGGUGCUUUUCUAGUGUUGGUGACCAGCAGACAGGUCAGAUCCUGUCACUGGGACCAGGCUGUGACCACAAGGCGGUGGUUGAGCACGAGCUGCUCCAUGCGCUGGGAUUUUACCAUGAACAAUCCCGCAUGGACCGGAAUGACUAUGUCAACAUCUGGCUGGACCAGGUUACGCCAGGACUUCAACAUAACUUCAACAAAUACAAUGACGACUUCAUCACUGAUCAAAACACUGCAUACGACUAUGAGUCCGUCAUGCACUACAGGCCCUUCUCCUUCAAUAAGAAUGAAUCCAUCCCCACUAUCACCACCAAAAUCCCAGAGUUCUACAAUAUUAUUGGCCAGUACCUUGAUUUCAGCAAGAUGGACACCCUCAGGCUCAACAGGAUGUACAACUGCUCUGGCCCGCUCACCCUGCUGGAUCAGUGUGCCUUUGAGUAUGCAAGCAUUUGUGGGAUGAUCCAGGCCUCCUCUGAUGAUGUGAAGUGGGUCCACACUCAGAGCUCUGCAGGCGCACUGGAUCACACACUCCUGGGACAAUGCAGAGAUGCUGGAUACUUCAUGCACUUCAACACUAUGACUGGGGAGCCUCAGGAGUCUGCUAUGCUGGAAUCACGAAUCCUCUACCCCAAGAGGAACCUUCAGUGUCUGCAUUUCUUCUACAAGAUGACAGGGGGCCCCGCGGACAGGCUGGUGAUAUGGGUCAAGACAGAUGAUGGCACAGACACUGUUCGCAGGAUGAAGAAAAUACGCACUUUUUAUGCGGAUGCUGACCAUACGUGGAAGAUCACCCAUAUUCAGUUGGAAGUGGAUGUGAAAUUCCGCUAUGCUUUCCAAGCUGUGCGUGGGGACCCCUCUGCUUCCACCGGUGGCAUCUAUAUCGAUGACAUCAGCCUGACCGAGACGCGCUGUCCCAAUGCUGCGUGGCGAAUCCAGAACUUCAUGGAAAUGGCUGACACCAGCACAGUUAUCGACAGCCCACGCUUCUACAGCCCUGAAGGUUACGGUUAUGGUGUUCGUGUCAUACCUUUGUCAAGUUACACUGAUUACACAGGCAACUACACCGGGCUGUACUUCCACUUGGCCAGUGGGGAGAAUGAUGUGGUGAUGCAGUGGCCAGCAGUAAACAGACAGGCCACGUUAGUGGUGAUGGACCAAGACCCAGACAUUAAGCUGAGGAUGUCCUCUGCUCGCAGUCUCACUACUGACAUGAGGACGAGUAAGUAUGUUUAAUGCCCCAAGGGAGCAAAGAGACCAGGGCACCGUAAUGAUGCAGUACUUGGAGUGUAGUAGUUUGAUGACUGGUCUGGAUACAGUCUCUCUGUCUGACUAAUAAUUGUCGCAAUCUGUCUUUCUGUUGUUUACCAUUCGUAAUAGUGGUUCAUUAGAUCCUGCAGCCUUUGUGUGCCAAUGAUCUGAGGAAGUCUUGAACGUGAUGUUGUGUAGAUGAGCCGAAAAACUUUGGCUAAAGGUUUUUCUCAAUUACUUGAAUUUUGCCUAGAGUUACUGCUGCUUGCUUUGUGUGCUGGGUGAUGGACUCAUACAUACACGGGCACAUAGCUAUCAUCAUGGGGACAUUCAGUGACAUUAGUGUAUUCCCAAGCCAAGUGAAAUUAUCAUAACUAACUUACCCAUACCCUAACCCAGGGGUCGGCAACCUUUCUGAUGAUGAAUGCCAUCUAAAAUUUCCUCAGAAGUCAAUGUGCCAUAUGAUUGCAUUAGCAAUAAAUUUAAUAACGCUCUAU
This is a messenger RNA of Oreochromis aureus, 2128 nucleotides long. It is a transcript of the gene mep1a.1, whose product is annotated as meprin A, alpha (PABA peptide hydrolase), tandem duplicate 1. Lineage: Eukaryota; Metazoa; Chordata; Actinopteri; Cichliformes; Cichlidae. Gene Ontology annotation, molecular function: metalloendopeptidase activity; protein binding; zinc ion binding. The record is from RefSeq and is a predicted model, not a curated record. Gene Ontology annotation, biological process: proteolysis. Gene Ontology annotation, cellular component: membrane. The transcript has 11 exons. Bases 24 to 1616 code for a protein of 530 amino acids.